AAAUGAGAUAAAAACUAUGUGAAACGAGAGAUGAAAAGAUCAUCAAGAAUUCUUAUCACUCGGUCUAUCUUUUUUGGAAAUUCAACGAAAUCAUCGAUUGAAAAGGAUCGAGGGUGAACGAAUACAUUCUAACGAAUGUAUUGACAAAGACGAAGAAAAAAAGCGAACGGGGGUGGUACACGAACGAACGACCUGUCAGAAGGGCUAACUGGCGAGAUUAGAAAUAAAAGAAAGAAAAACAUCUAAUAAUAUACGGCGAUAUAUCAUGCAUAUCCGUGUGUUGGUCGGAUCGAUCGUCUUAACGCUUUCGAUUUGUUGGUCGGCAUCAAACGCUUACGAAGCCGAAGGAAGAAGCUGGAAUUAUGUUCCAAAUACACAGUACCAUAUACAGACUGAUGAAGGUCCAGAACGAUACUUUCGCUUUCAGACAUUGAACGGUCAGUUUCGAAAAGAAAAAAGAUUGGCCGAUGGCACGGUCAUUGGUACGGAGGCCUGGCUCGAUCCUCUUGGAUAUUUGCGUUACAAAGAUUACAUUGCUGACCAUCAAGGCUAUCGAAUUUUGAAAUCGAAGAUGACGUACGUGGGGAAGGAUACGCCGAUUCACGAAGCUCUAAUAAGAACCAAGGAUGCACCAGCACAAAGUGGAGUUUUAGUCAAGACUAGAAAGCCACCAAAUCCGUUCAGGAAGCCGAACAGGAAUGUAGGAGGUGUCAGUCCUUUGUCCAGGAAGGAUAUUAGGACCGGUUAUUACACUCCAACAACUAUCAGGCCGAUCACGAUCUCGCCGUAUCUGUCACAGCCCAGCAACGAUUAUUAUCCGAACCGAGCAAAUUACGUAUCACCGAUCGUUGAUUCGCAAAAUUCGAACGAUUAUACGCGAGCUGAGAGUCCUUAUUACAGAGGGAACUCGGUACAACCUAUUCAAGUUCUUCAACCACCUGUUUCAAGCGGUGAUACGUCUUACAGAUCGUCGAGCCCAUCUCGAACGUCUCAAAGUCAGCUGGCCGAUGAUAUUGUACCCCAUAACGAAGUCCAUACUACUGCUAAUGGUUUCGAAUAUUAUCUUAGACGUCAAUAUCACGAAGAAGAACGUGAGCCUAAUGGAGAGAGCAUUGGUUCUUUCGGUUAUAUCGAUCCUUUUGGUAUCAGAAGAGUCAUCUAUUACAAGACGGAUCCACAAACUGGUGGAUUCGUUCAUAAAAAGAAUAACAGAUAUGUUGGCUUUGCAGCAAAGCCGUACGAUCCAUUGCCACCUGAUCUAUCUCGAACGAAUAGAAUGUCUUCCUAAUUUUCUUCGUGCUACGAAGAGCCGAUCGAAGAGCUGAUCUAAGAGAUCAUUGAAUAAUCUCAAUCACGUUGCUUUAAUGUUAUGCCUUAUACGUACGAUGUAUUGCAUCGAUAAAUUGCAACAUCGAACGUUCCGGUGAGCCUGGACUCGAUGAUCCAGUUGUUAUUCCCUAUCGUGUAUGCUAGUCUCCCUUACGAUAGUACGCAAUAUGCGUAUGAUGAUUCUUAAUUUUUUGUUUUCUUUUUUUUUUUUUUAUUUUUUCUUCAAGUAUUAGACCAUACUUAGAUUCAUUUUUGACUUCGCGAAUACGAAAGAUCUCCCAAGUGGAAAUAACGAUAGUUGGCACGUCGUAAUUAAGUUCUCUAGGUUCUUAAUAAAUUAAUUUACUUAACUUAUAUCAGUUAUUAAUAAUAAUAUUAAUAAUAGCUUCGACGACGUUAACGCACUACCUCGUAAAAUACUAUCGACGAAAAAGUAUUCUUUUUGUUAUUUCUCUCUCUCUCUCUCUCUCUCUCUCUUUCUUUCUUUCUCUCUUUAUUUUUCUCUCUUAUUAUUAUUCACGAGACAAAGAGAGAAGUAUAUGCUUAAAGCUAAUAAUAAAGAUGCUUUAUUCCGUAA
Molecule: messenger RNA, 1906 nt
Organism: Vespula vulgaris
Lineage: Eukaryota; Metazoa; Arthropoda; Insecta; Hymenoptera; Vespidae
Exons: 4
Coding region: 266-1288 (340 amino acids)
Cellular component (GO): chitin-based extracellular matrix
Molecular function (GO): structural constituent of chitin-based larval cuticle
Source: RefSeq, a predicted model, not a curated record